AUGCCAAAAAAGAAGGAAGUUUCCCUUCAAAGUAAUAUUCCAGGAAAAUUUAUUCCACGAGAUGAUACACCAUCAGCAUCUGGCUUUCGAUCUGGUACUAAUAAAAAUAGAUUUAAUUCUAAAAUGGUUGAAUUACUUGCUUCUUCCGAAUCAUCAAUAACAUCUUUGCCAACACCAAUGAACAAUGGCAAUGAACAUAUUUCAAAUGUAACAAAACCAUCAACAAAUGAUCCAACACAAUUAAAUUCAUCUGAAGUGACAGCUAUCGAUUCAUCACGUAUUCAUUCAAGAUUAUUUCAUCGACGCAUUGUAACAAUGCUUGAAACAUUAAAAAUACGAGGUGGCAAUACUGGAGCUGCAUCACCUCCAACAGCACCGAAACCUUUACCAUCAUAUAUUGAACCUAUAUCACAGCCAAUUACAUUUGGUCAAUUACGACAGGCAACAACAUCAUCUACAUCACAUCAAAUGCAUGCUCCAACAGUGACUGAAGAAAUUGUAUCUCCGAGAGUUCUAUCAACUCGAUCGUAUACAAAUUUAACAUCAACACAUGCUAAUGAUGAUAAACAAUCUUAUCAUACAAACGUUAAAUCCUUGAUUAUUGAUGCACAAUCAGAUUUAAAACCAGUGGCAUCUUCAGUACCAAUAAAUAAAUCGACUUCUAAACAUCAAGCAAAUAAAGAACGUCUUUAUUAUUCACCGUCACUUGAACAAUUGCUCGAGCAACAUAAUGUUGUUCCAAAAGUACAACAACGCGAUGAAUCUAAACAAGAACCAAAGAUACAAGAUCAUCAUUAUCAUCAUCAUCAUCAUCAUCAACAACAACAACAACAACAAAAUUCAAAAUCACCAUUAACAGUCGAUGAAAUUCUAGCAACUUAUUAUUCUAAAAUUAAAGUAUCAACAACUAUCGAAACACAACCGCCACCAGAAGAAACAUCGGUUCAUUCAAGUAAUAAUAAUAAUAAUAAUAAUAAUAAUAAUAUGAGUUUUUAUAUGCACCCAUCACCAUUAAUAUGGAAUACUUCUCAAACUAAUCAACUACUUAUGUCUCCAUCUUCAGCUCCACCGCCGCUUCUAUUAAAUGAACAAAGUAGAAAUCGGCCACCGCCUCCAUCUUAUUCAGUUAGCGUUGCUAGUGGUCAUCGACCACCACCAUCAGCAAAUAGUCUAGGUCAACAUUUGCUUCGUCCUUCUGCACCCUCGUUGAUAACGAAACAGAUGUAUACCGAAUCUCAGAUGACUCAACAUCUGUUACCAGUGAAUUCAUAUGGGACUCUUCCAACACCUCUUUCAUCGAUUAUGGCGAAUACUUCAGUUCGACCACCUCCUCCAUCUUAUGAACUACCAACAUCAAAUAUUGAACGUUCACGUUCAGCAGUAUCAUCAAUGAAUCGUCCAAAUUAUUCUCCCAUGAGUCCACCACAAGCUGGUUUUGAUCGUGAAUUUUCUCGUCUACUUUAUGGUAAAGAUGGUGGGAGACGUCGAAAUCAAAAGCGUAAAGCAUUCAGUGAUCCUGUUAAAAAAAGUGUUGAAGAAGCAGGCCAAUCAAUGGAAAAAAUGCAUCGUCGACUAAAGACUCAUCUAAAUACAACUGAUACGGUUAAUGAAGAAGAAGAAAGUUCUAAUGAUUCAGCUGAUACUGAUAAACGAGAAAAAUAUUUACGUAAACAAACACGGCUUCAACGACAAUCAGAUUUUCCUGUAAGUAACCGCGAGUCGGCGAAACAACCUAUUGUUCCUCCAAAUCCAUUAUUAAAACGGCCAAUUCCAUCAUUUUUGCAAGUUUACUCGCAAGCAGCAUCAAAUAAGGAUAUGAUUCUUCAAUGGAAUCUAUUCAGCUUACCUGAACUUGAGUCGUUCGAUACUAUGAUGACUAAAUUGUAUAGAGAUGAAAAUUUUGUUCGUGUGCAGUUAUUUGAAAAUUACCGAGCAUUAUUAACAUUAAUAUUAGAAUCGAAGAAACGAUACAAUAGAGUUCAUAGCGAUGAAGAUGAAGAUGAUAGUGUAAUAACAACAACCGCUCUGUAA
This is a messenger RNA of Rotaria socialis, 2031 nucleotides long. Lineage: Eukaryota; Metazoa; Rotifera; Eurotatoria; Philodinida; Philodinidae. The record is from the annotation of a GenBank genome assembly.